AAUGGCAACACCUUAACCUUCUUGUCCUUACGACCUCGGUGCGAGAUAAUGAGAAGAAGCCUGGCCCACACGGCACGGCAGCUUUCUCGCAGUGUGCAUGGACGACCAUUGAGUCAGUGCCGGGUGGCCGGCGCAAGGUGGUUGUCUUCAGAUGCCGGGCAUCAGUGGUCGACACCUCUGGCCAAACAACUGGCUGAAGCAAUCACGACCACUGGCCCGAUCCCGGUAGCCUCGUAUAUGCGCCAAUGCCUCACCUCCGACCUGGGCGGAUACUACACCUCCACUGCUCCCCUCGAUCGCGACCAGUUCGGGGCCAAGGGCGACUUUGUUACGUCUCCCGAAAUCAGCCAGGUCUUUGGGGAGCUGGUGGGCAUCUGGAUUGUGGCGGAAUGGAUUGCGCAAGGGCGAAAGAGCGAGGGCGUCUAUUUGAUGGAGAUGGGUCCGGGGAGAGGCACUCUUAUGGAUGAUGUAUUACGAACCAUUCACAACUUCCCGCCACUGGCGAAAGCCAUCGAGGCCGUGUACUUGGUGGAAGCGAGCGCGAGUCUGCGACAAGCCCAGCAUAAGCUUCUUUGCGGCGACAAUGCACUUCGAGAGACCGAGUUGGGGCACGAGAGCACCAGCAAACACUCCCCACAUCUCCGCAUCAUCUGGGCGGAGGACUUGCGAUUGGUGCCAAAGGAAGCGGACAAGAUGCCUUUCAUCGUCGCACACGAAUUCUUCGACGCCCUCCCCAUCCACAUCUUCCAGGCUCACCCCAAUCAAGCUCCAAACACCAUCCAAACCCCGACUGGGCCGAUCGAGGCUCGGCAAAGGAGCGCUCCAUCGAGUCAAUGGCGAGAGAUGCUCGUCUCCCCGAAACCACCCCAUCGCUUGAAGGAGGGAGAAGAGGAAUUCGAGCUUUCGUUGUCCAGAACCGCCACGCCGCAUUCCAUGUACCUCCCAGAGAUCUCGCCGCGGUACCAGCGGAUCAGAGACAUUCAAGACGCCACCAUCGAAAUCAGCCCCGAAAGUCAGUCGUACGUGCGUGAUCUCGCCAUCAGAUUAGGCGGCUCGAAUCCAGCGCCACCCUCGACCUCCAAAUCCAACGCCCUGCCAGGGCGGAAAGCAGCAACAUCAACAGCAGAGGAGCCUCUAAUCAAACCCGAGCCCUCGGGGGCCGCGCUCAUCAUCGACUACGGCCCCCCGGACACCAUCCCCGCCAACACCCUCCGCGGCAUCCAGGCCCACGCCCGUGUCUCCCCCUUCUCAUCCCCCGGCAUCGUCGACCUGAGCGCCGACGUCGACUUCCUCGCCCUCGCCGAGACGGCCAUCGAGUCCUCGCCCGGCGUCGAAGUGCACGGCCCGGCGUCGCAAGCGGCCUUCUUGACUGCAAUGGGGAUCGAGGAGCGUGCUGCACAGCUCAUCAAGCGGGCGUUGGAGAAGGAGAGGAGCGCUGGUGGGAAGAAGGGUGAAGUGACGGAGUUGGUCAAGAGGGUGGAGAGUGGGUGGAAGAGGCUGGUGGAUCGGGGGCCGCAGGGCAUGGGCAGGCUGUAUCAGGUCAUGGCCAUCCUGCCUCACACGCCGCCCAAGGAGGGCGAGCCACGGAGAAGACCGGUGGGAUUUGGAGGCGAUGUCAGCGUCUAAGACAAGAGUCAGGCAUGAUUGUGAAAGCGAGAG
Messenger RNA from Neohortaea acidophila, 1659 nucleotides. Its product is annotated as putative S-adenosyl-L-methionine-dependent methyltransferase-domain-containing protein. The record is from RefSeq and is a predicted model, not a curated record. Lineage: Eukaryota; Fungi; Ascomycota; Dothideomycetes; Mycosphaerellales; Teratosphaeriaceae. Gene Ontology annotation, biological process: mitochondrial respiratory chain complex I assembly. The transcript has 3 exons. Bases 49 to 1626 code for a protein of 525 amino acids. Gene Ontology annotation, cellular component: mitochondrion. Gene Ontology annotation, molecular function: protein-arginine omega-N symmetric methyltransferase activity.